AUGUUUGGUCUAGUCCCUCUUCUCUUCACUGCUCUUGCCAGUGCAUACCCCAACCGGGGCCCUUGCACUGGUAGCUGUUGGGCUCAUGACCCUGGCAUGAUUCAGCGUGUAUCCGAUGGAAAGUACUACCGGUUCUCGACAGGCACUGGUGUCCCCAUCAGCAGCUCGCCGUCGGUGAAGGGUCCAUGGACCGAUUUGGGAGCCGCAUUGCCAAAUGGAACCAGCAUCAAAUUGGAUAACACCGACAGCAUGAAUAUCUGGGCUCCUGAUGUUCACUAUCAAAAUGACCAGUACUACAUGUACUAUGUCUUGUCGCAGAUCGGCACCCAAAACUCGCAGAUUGGUGUCGCGACAUCCAAGACCAUGGAGCCAGGUAGCUGGACUGACCAUGGAUCAAUCGGUAUUCCGGCAAACGUCAACUACAACCGCAUCGAUCCCGCCUGGAUCAGCAUCGGCGGCAAGAACAUCCUCAACUUCGGCUCUUUCUGGGGUGAUAUCCACCAGGUCGUCAUGGAAACUCCCCUGACGGUUGGCAGCGCCACUCCCUACCAGGUUUCCUGGAACGCUACUCUGAACCACCGCGAGGAGGGCUCGUACGAGUUCAAGCACGGUGAUUUCUACUAUUUGCUCUACUCUGCUGGUAUUGCCGGACAGUACAGCAAGACUGCCCCUGCUGCGGGUGCUGAGUACCACAUUCGGGUCUGCCGUUCUUCAACUGGUCUUGGUGACUUCGUUGAUGCCGAUGGCAAGGACUGCAAGCAGACUGGAGGUACCAUGCUCCUCUCCAGUCACGGCCAGGUUUUCGGACCCGGUGGCCCUGGUGUUGUCAACGAUAAGGACCUCGGUGUGGUGAUGUACUACCACUACUACCCACUCGCCGUCAAGGAGUCCACCACCGUUGCCGACAACGCCAACUACCGCUACGCGUGGAACGUCCUCGGUUGGAAGGACGGCUGGCCUUACGUCCAGGCCUCUUAA
Messenger RNA from Penicillium soppii, 978 nucleotides. RefSeq lists its product as uncharacterized. The transcript has 3 exons. The record is from RefSeq and is a predicted model, not a curated record. Bases 1 to 978 code for a protein of 325 amino acids. NCBI's taxonomy places the organism in Eukaryota, Fungi, Ascomycota, Eurotiomycetes, Eurotiales, Aspergillaceae. Gene Ontology annotation, molecular function: arabinan endo-1,5-alpha-L-arabinosidase activity. Gene Ontology annotation, biological process: carbohydrate metabolic process.